Molecule: messenger RNA, 3871 nt
Organism: Lutra lutra (Eurasian river otter)
Lineage: Eukaryota; Metazoa; Chordata; Mammalia; Carnivora; Mustelidae
Gene: HAPLN3
Product: hyaluronan and proteoglycan link protein 3
Exons: 6
Coding region: 1592-2959 (455 amino acids)
Biological process (GO): cell adhesion
Molecular function (GO): hyaluronic acid binding
Source: RefSeq, a predicted model, not a curated record
UGGUUAUUGGCCUCAGGACUCCCUUUUGGGAGCCUUUCCUAGCCACAAGCCUGUUCCGGCCUCCCCUGGGGACUAAUGCAGUGGGAGAAGCUGCUUUCCUCCACACCUGUGCUCUGGCAUGGUUCCACUGCCCCCCAUCUCCAGGAAUGAACUGCGCCGGGGGUUUUGCUAGAACCCAAGGAGUCCCACUUACAUAGGGGGAAACAGCUUCACGGCUAUCUGUCCACAAGCAUUCAAGGCACUGAAUGUUUGCCGCAGGCCCAUCUCGUUGGCCGUACUCACAAGACCCCCACCAGGCCUGGGAGCCCUGAGGGCACUCUGGAAUGGCCUAAGCCACACAGGCCCUUCUGCUCAUCUCUGUAAUGUAAUCUUGGGUGAGUUGGCCGGAGCCUGAAAAUUCCCCUCUGGAGAACCUGGGGCCCUCACUCCUGACCCUCCCCCUGGGGAGCCUAACACACACAUUCACCAUCUCCUCCCCAAAUUUCCUUUUUCAUUCCUGACCACAGUCUGGAGAGCCAGGACUGAGAUUACCUGCUGGCCAGCCCUGGCCUUGGCUGGCGAGUGACAUUGCAUUGCUGCAGCAGAACUGACCUGCCCAGCUGUGGUCCUUCUCCCUUCCCCUGUGGUUCUCAGCCCUGGGACCCUUCGAACCCCCUCUCCCAGGAGUCCAGUCUAUUUUAUGUUCCUGGCUUAAAUAGGGUGGAGUCAUUAGGAACUUAGGUUGGAAAACCAGAGUUCACCUCUUGAUUCCAAGGGGCCUUAGGCAAUUUACUGAAAUCUCUCUGGGCCUCAGUUCCUUUGUCUGUAAAAUGGAAGUAACAGGACCAGCUCCAUAGCCUUGUGGAGGCUGACAAGAGAUCCCCAGAUGCAAAGUCUGGGUCUUUGGAGGCCUCAAGCAUGGGUCGCCCACCAUCAGAGAAGCUUGCAAGAGUUUCCUAAUUGGUGCUCAAGUCUUACUUCUCCAGUCCGUCUCCACUCAGAAGUCAGACGGGUCUCUCCUCCUCAUGGAGGAACCUUCACUGGCUCUCUGAUGCCCGGCAUUCACUUUGGCCACAGUGUGCUCUCAUGUGCUCCUGGCUCGUGUGUAACACACACACACAGAGGCACGCGCACAUGCACCCACAUGCACACAGGCAUUUGAAGUGUGUUUAGGAAGACUCUGGACUCAGUGACCCUGUGACAUGUGGCCCUUCUCCCGACUAGGGUCAAAGGACUCUAGGCUUUUCUGCUGAAGGAAACUGUCCAGCCCAGGACCCUUGUUGACCAGGGUGGGAACAAAACACCCUUUCCAAACAGAAGUCCUAGGAGGUGGUGGUGCCUGCCAGAUGGCUGAACAGACAGCUGUAAGGACUCUGAGGCAGGGCCCUGCCCCUGUUGGAGCACCAGUCAGAAUCCUGGUUGCCCCUGCUGGCUGCUGGGAGCACCUCUAACUUUGCCUUUCCUUCCCCCAAGACCAUGGUUUUCUCCCAAGGUCAGUGUCCUUGUGCCUGACACUAGCUAACAGUCUGCCUGGGGAUCUCAUGAUGGCUAAACUCAUGGGCAGGAGGGAGGUCACGGACCCCUUGCCUCAUCUGGGCGGUAAGCACACAGAAUGUUUAUCCUUCCUGCUUCUGGAAGUGGGGGGCAACCAUUGCCCGCCUGCUGGGGCGGAGUGCUGGAGAGUGCUGGAGAGGGGCUCCCCCUGCUUAGUCCCGCUGUUUUUGGUAAACCAGAGUGUUCUAAGGGGACCUUCCUCAAUAACGCACCUCUUCCAUCUCCCACUUACCCUCUCCAAGCUGUGACAGCAACUCCUCCACAUUCCCUUUACGCCCCACUAGCAUCUCAGAAUUGGAGCCAAGUCGGCAGCAACUCCUCCCUUUGGGCCCAGCCCUUGGAAGGGAAAGGGGCGUGUGUUCCUUUAAGGGGCUGGCCCGGCGGGAACGCGGGGGUUUGUCCGCAGCCGCUUCCUCUCAGGCGGUUCGGGAUCCCCCAAAUCCGCCGGCUUCCUCGGACCCGGACAGCCCUGGGCUGGGAGCGCUCCAGCCCGUCCAAGAGCCGCCUGGGGACACCUGCCCCGGACACCCUCCGCGCCAUGGGCCCACUGCUCCUGGUCCUGCUGUACCCGCUGUCCUGUGUCUCCGGGCUGUCUUUCUACAAUGGCUUCUACUACUCCAACAAUCCCAGCUCCUGGAACAGCCACCGCGAAGGCAUCUUCAAUGGGGUGAAGCUGGUGGUAGAGACGCCCGAGGAGACCCUGUUCUCACACCCGGGGGCCAACGUGACCCUGCCCUGCCGCUACCACUACGAGCCAGCCCCGCUGUCCCCGAGGCCCGUGCGCGUCAAAUGGUGGAAGCUGUCGGAGAACGGGGCUCCCGAGCUGGAUGUGCUCGUGGCCAUCGGGCUGAGGCACCGCACCUUUGGGGACUACCGAGGCCGGGUGCGCCUGCGGGAGGAUGGGGAGCGAGAAGCGUCCCUGCAGAUCCGGGACGUGCGGCUGGAGGACUCUGGGCGCUACCGCUGUGAGGUCAUCGACGGGCUGGAGGACGAGAGCGGCCUGGUGGAGCUGGAGCUGCGGGGCGUGGUCUUUCCCUACCAGCACCCCCGAGGGCGCUACCAGCUCAACUUCCAUGAGGCCCAGCGGGCUUGUGAGGAGCAGGACGCGGUGGUGGCCUCCUUCGAGCAGUUGUUCCGGGCCUGGGAGGAGGGCCUGGACUGGUGCAAUGCGGGCUGGCUGCAGGACGCCUCGGUGCAGUACCCUGUCAUGCGAGCCCGGGAGCCCUGCGGCGGCCUGGGCCUGGCCCCUGGUGUGCGCAGUUACGGCCCGCGUCACCACCGCCGGCACCGCUAUGACGCGUUCUGCUUUGCUCCUGCCCUCAGGGGGCAGGUGUACUACCUGGAGCUCCCUGAGAAGCUGACCCUGGCAGAGGCAAAGGAGGCGUGCCGGGAAGACGGCGCCCGCAUUGCCAAGACUCAUGGGUAAUCUGGACACGUGCGUAUGUUCACCUACAAAUACUCGACCACACGAACACACGCCCAAGAAGAUACCAGCAAACUCACAGCAGCACGCACUAACCAGCGCCCGGACUCCUUCCCAAACACCGACGCAGGGGCUCACUGAACAACUGAGCCAAGCAGGGGGCCCCCAUCUGGCCUCCUAAGGAGCAGGCUCGUGGGGGGACCGUCCCCUGCCUCCACUCAAGGUCUCCUGAGGGAAUCCAUAAGCCAUUGUAAUCGAUUUUGUUGAUAUCCUAUGGCCUCCAUGAGGGCAGGACGCCCAGACCUUUUGGCUAGUGGCCAGCCAACUAGCUAAGCACAGAUAUGUGCAGGCAAGAUGCCCCGUUCCCAGACUGUCUGCGGCUGCUUCUGCUCCCUCUUCUCAAUCCUGAUGGGCCUCUGCUCGUGACUCGCUCCACCAAGCAUCUCCUAGGGGAGCAGUGUGCGAUCAAAGAACCAAACUAUGCAAAGUAACCAGAUGUCCCAUUUGGGUGGGCGUUUGACAGUACAUGCGUGUGCACGCACACCCACACCCACACCCACCCACCCACACACACACACACACACACACACACACGGCCCAUCAAAGGCACAGGUGCCCUCACAGUAACAGAGUGCAACAGGUGUGACUGUUCCAGGCUUCGUGAACAGACAACAGUCACCCAAUUUGGGAUCCUUUGCUGGAAACACAUCCCAACUGCCCCCAUUCCUAAGGGCCCCUUCGGUCGACCUCAGACCCUGGUUGCCUUCUCUUGAAAUUUAAAAAAAGGGAAAAGAGAAGAAAGAGAUCUCUUCCAAUGUCUUUAUUAUUAUAAUUAUCAUAAUCUUUAGUUUUCAAAAAUAUAAAUAGGUGCACGGAACUCUGGUGCCUGCACCGUCCCGGGGGUGGGGGGUGGGG